Molecule: messenger RNA, 640 nt
Organism: Medicago truncatula (barrel medic)
Lineage: Eukaryota; Viridiplantae; Streptophyta; Magnoliopsida; Fabales; Fabaceae
Product: costars family protein
Exons: 2
Coding region: 140-403 (87 amino acids)
Biological process (GO): regulation of actin filament-based process
Source: RefSeq, a predicted model, not a curated record
UUUAAGGAAGUACUAUAAAAUGUUUUUUAUCAUUAAAAAUUAAAUAUAAAAAGCUUUUAGGCCGAACAGAAACUUUAUUAAACACACAAGAAGAAAGACUUUCUUGUUUUUGGUGGUCUGAAAAAAAGAUAUUGUGAAGAUGAACGUAGAAGAGGAGGUUGAAAAGCUGAGGGAAGAAAUCAAGAGGCUUGGAAAUGUUCAAACAGAUGGUUCUUGCAAGGUCACAUUUGGAACACUCUUUCAUGAUGAUCGGUGCGCAAAUAUAUUUGAAGCACUCGUCGGUACACUAAGAGCUGCUAAAAAGCGUAAAGUAGUUGCAUACGACGGUGAACUACUGUUGCAAGGAGUCCAUGAUAAUGUGGAAAUCACUCUUAAUCCUGCUCCUGCUGCUGCUGCUAACUGAUUCGGCUGUGAAGGGUCAUUGAGCAUCCUUUGCUGCUUGAAUCACUAACCUAUUUUUAUGGCUGGUGUGAUUACUAUUUUGUGUGAUGUUGUAAUAUAUGCAUGUGGAGAGGACUAAGAUAUGCAUCUCUUCGUAAACUCGUUACCAUUUAGUUCGUGAAUCAAAUGCAAAGUCAACAUAUUUAAGUGGUAGUUUUUUAUGAAACUUAUUUAUAUAUUAUAAUUACCUUUAUGUUUA